Messenger RNA from Naegleria gruberi, 1194 nucleotides. RefSeq lists its product as uncharacterized. Gene Ontology annotation, biological process: proteasome-mediated ubiquitin-dependent protein catabolic process. Gene Ontology annotation, molecular function: ATP hydrolysis activity; proteasome-activating activity; ATP binding. The coding region runs from base 1 to 1194 and encodes 397 amino acids. Gene Ontology annotation, cellular component: proteasome regulatory particle, base subcomplex. NCBI's taxonomy places the organism in Eukaryota, Heterolobosea, Eutetramitea, Acrasida, Naegleriidae. The transcript is spliced from 3 exons. The record is from RefSeq and is a predicted model, not a curated record.
AUGUCUUCUGAAGCUGCUCCUCCUCUUGUUCCAGAUAUUACCGAGCAAGACCUCUACAAAAAGCUUAAACACAUCGAAAGUGAACUUGAAUUUAAUGAUAUCCAAGAAGAAUAUGUCAAAUAUGAACAAAAGAACCUCAAGAGAGAAUUGAUGAGAGCAAAGGAAGAAGUUAAACGUAUCAAAUCUGUUCCUCUUGUUAUUGGACAAUUCUUGGAAAUGAUCGAUCAAAAUAGUGGUAUCAUCUCAUCAACAACAGGAUCUUCAAGCCAUGUCCGUAUCUUGAGUACUAUUGAUAGAGAACUUCUUAAGCCAAAUGCUUCUGUUGCUCUUCACAGACACUCCAAUGCAUUGGUUGAAGUUUUACCACCAGAAGCUGAUUCAAGCAUACAAUUGGUGUCAGCUGAUGAACGUCCAGAUGUUACCUAUUCCGAUAUUGGUGGUUUGGAUAUUCAAAAGCAAGAAAUCAGAGAAGCUGUCGAACUUCCACUUACACACUUUGGAUUAUAUGAACAAAUUGGUAUUGACCCACCUCGAGGUGUUUUGCUUUAUGGUCCUCCUGGUACAGGUAAGACAAUGUUGGCUAAGGCUGUUGCUCACCACACUACUGCUGCUUUCAUCAGAGUUGUUGGUUCAGAAUUUGUACAAAAGUAUUUGGGUGAAGGUCCAAGAAUGGUUCGUGACGUUUUCAGAUUGGCUCGUGAAAAUUCACCUGCCAUUGUUUUCAUAGAUGAAGUUGACUCAAUUGCUACUAAACGUUUCGAUGCUCAAACUGGUGCUGAUCGUGAAGUGCAACGUAUCUUACUUGAAUUGCUUAAUCAAAUGGAUGGUUUCGACCAAACCACUAACGUUAAGGUUAUCAUGGCUACAAACAGAUGGGAUACAUUGGACCCUGCAUUGCUUCGUCCAGGUCGUUUGGACAGAAAGAUUGAAUUCCCACUUCCAGAUCGUAGACAAAAACGUCUUGUUUUCCAAGUUUGUACAAGCAAGAUGAAUUUGGGUGAAGAUGUUGAUUUGGAAGAUUUUGUGUCUCGUCCAGACAAGAUUUCAUGUGCUGAAAUUACAGCCAUUUGUCAAGAAGCAGGUAUGCAAGCUGUGAGAAAGAACAGAUAUGUUGUUACUUCCAAGGACUUUGAAAAGGGUUACAAGGCUCACGUGAGAAAGACGGACGGAGAACACGAAUAUUUAUUGAAAUAA